CUGUGUGUGUGACAGGGUUGGUGGGAGCUGUGUGUGUGUGUGUGUCCUGGGUGUGAGCGUGUGUCCGGCCGCCCCCUUGUCCGGCCGAGGAGGCGUUCCUCCCUUGCCCUCCUCCCCCGCCCCACCCCGACCGUGCGGGCUCGCCUCGGCUCCCCACACCCCAAACGGGAUGCGACCCUCGCGUCGCGAGCGACGACUCCGCGGCGCUGCGUCCCGAGCGCACUCAUGGCGAGACGGACUAAUAAACACCAACGUUGGUGCGGGGCUCUCCGGCUCCUGGCGGUGUUCGUCUGCGGCGCAGCAGGAGCUCACCCGGGGCUGCGCUUCACGCUGGAGCCCCCUCGCAGCGUAGUGCUGCCGCCUCGCGGCGCGCUGACGCUGAACUGCGCGGCGCGGGACGGCAACGGCGCCGCGACGUCCCCGGAGCUGAGCUGGAGGAAGGACGGCCGAGCGCUGGGCGACGGCGCCCAGGGUGGGGGCGACGAGGGAGUGGCGUGGGCGGCGCCCAACGGCACGCUGCACGUGGCGCGUGCCGGGCGCGAGCACGAGGGCGACUACGCCUGCGUGGCGCGCGGGGCCCGCGGCGCCGUCGUCGUUGGGGCGGCAACGCGCGUGCGCGUCGCAGGCCUGUCGGAGGUGGAGGUGGAGGCGGUGAGCGAGGAGGUGCGGGUGGGCGAGGUGGCUCGGCUCGAGUGUCGCGUGAGCGGCCGCCCCGAGCCGCUCAUCGCGUGGGAGCGAGAUGGCACGGCGCUCCCGGCUGACAGCCCACGGCACACGCUGCUGCCCAGCGGGGUGCUCCAGAUCAGCGCCAUACGCAGCGAGGACGCUGGGAGAUACCGUUGCCAGGCAACCAACAUGGCGGCCACGCGGUACAGCCGGGAGGUGGAGGUCAGCGUGCUGCCGCCAGCUCUGCCGCUUGAGGGAUACGAGAAGCCGAACAUCACGCAGCGGCCGCGCAACGUGACGGUGGAGGCGGGCGGCACGGCGGUGCUGGAGUGCGUCGCUCAGGGACGCCCCCGCCCCAUCGUCUCCUGGAGUCGCCUCGACCAGCAGCCCCUGGACGUGUACCACUCGCAGGUGCUGGGCUCCGGCAAUCUCCUCCUGGCCGACGUGCAGCCGCACCACGCCGGCGUGUACGUGUGCCGCGCCUCCGUGCCGGGCACCCGCAACUUCACCACGGCCACGGGGCAGCUCACCGUGCUCGCGGCGCCGUGGUUUGUCGAGCAGCCCGAGAGCGUGAGCCGGCCGCGUGCCGGCACGGCACGCUUCAUGUGCCACGCCGAGGGAGUGCCGCCCCCCGCUGUGGCCUGGCUCAAGAACGGCGAGCCGAUCCACUCCAACGGACGGGUUAAGGUGCUGGACAACAGGCUGGUGAUCACGCAGCUGAUAGCGGAGGACGAGGCCUACUACCAGUGCGUGGCGGAGAACGCGCUGGGCAGCGGCACGGCGGCGGCCUGGCUGGGCGUCGUCGUGUCGGAGGAGCGGCCCGGGGCCCCCCGCGCCGUCGCCGCCCACACCGUGUCCAGCACGGCCAUCCUGCUCACGUGGGAGCGGCCGCUGCACAACGCGCACCGCGUCAUCGCCUACUCCGUGCACUACAUGAAGGCUGAGGGGAUGAACAAUGAGGAAUACCAGAUCGUGAUCGGGAACGACACGUCGCGCUACCUGGUGGACGACCUCGACCCGGCCACCAACUACACCUUCUACCUCGUGGCCUACAUGCCCGUGGGCGCCAGCCGCAUGUCGGAGCACGUGAUGGGUACCACGCUGGAGGACGUGCCGCUGCGCGCCCCGGAGCUGAGCCUGAGCAGCCUGAGCCCCCGCGAGGUGCGCGUCUCCUGGGGGGCCAUCCCCCCGCGCUACCGCCGCGGCCGCCUCACCGCCUACCGCCUGUGGUACCGGCGCGGGCCGGACGGGGCGCCGCACGCGCUCGACGUGCCGGGCGAGCGGGCCGACUGGCUGCUGCGAGGCCUCGCGCCCGACAGCACCUACCUGCUGCGCGUGGCGGCGGCGACGCGCGCCGGCUGGGGGGAGCCGUCCGUGUGGCUGUCGCACCGCACGCCAAAGCUCACCGCCCGCGACGUCCCCGUGUCGCCGGCGCUGCACCUGGAGGCGCUCAACUGCACGGCGGUGCGCGUCACCUGGAAGGCGGCGUCGGGGCGCGGCGCGGUGCGGGGUCACCGGCUGCUGUACCGCGAGCAGGAGGGCCACCUCCAGGUGGGGCCCAUCCUGCUGCCCGCCCGCGACCAGGCCUACGUCAUCAGCGACCUCGAGCCCAGGAAGAAGUACCAGGUGCGGCUGUCCGCCUACAGCGACGAGGGCGAGGGAUACGAGGCGGACCAGACCAUCAGCACGGCCGACUGCGCGGCCGUGCGUGGGAAGUCGGCGCCGCCGCCACCGCCGCCGCACCGCCUGCACGCGCGCACCAACGGCUCGCGAGCGGUCGCGCUGCACUGGCUGGCGCCCGUCUUCAGCCACGGCGGCGGCAGCCUCAACUACACACUGCGCUGCAACCCCGUGGGCCUCAAGAACGCGUCGCUCGUGCGCUACGUCCACACCACGGAGGAGCGGCUGCUGGUGGAGGGGCUGCAGCCGGACACGCGCUACGAGUUCGCCGUGCGCCUGCACCUGGGCUCGCUGCUCAGCCCCUGGAGCCCCGUGGUGUACCACUCCACCCCGCCCGAGCGCCCCUCGGGCCGCCCGGGAGAGGUGCGCGUGGCGGCCGUGAGCCCCCGCUCGGCGCUCGUGGCCUGGCAGCCCCCGGACGAGUCCAACGGCACGGUGACACGCUACACCGUGCUCUACGGCACGCCGCAAGAGUGGGCCGCCGGCGCGUGGCGCUCGCUGCACACCCACGGCUCGGAGCGCGUGGCGCGCGUGGACGGCCUGCAGGCCGGUGAGGUGUACGUGUUCCGCGUGGAGGCCGUCACGGCCAGCGGCCCGGGCCCCGGCUCCCCGCCCGUCCGCGUCCACAUCCCGCGCGCUCAGCCCGGCGGGGCCGCCCGGAAACCCGGCGGCGCCAGGACCUCGCACGCGCACGGGGGAGGCUCGGCGCCGGCGGAGGGGGCGGAGGAGUCGGCGGGGGGCGCCGUGCCGGGCGACGGCUCCGCCACGGCCAUCACCAUCGGCGUGUGCAUCGCGCUCGCCUGCAUCGUGCUCUGCCUCAUCGUGCUGCUCGCCCGCACCAAGGCCAGGGGCUCGUACCACAAGGCUGAGCGCGCUCUCUUCCCGGGGCAGCAGCAGCAGCAGCAGGGCGCAGGAUCAGGGGGCAGCCCUGGCACGGCCGCUCACCUCGCCUCGUCCUCCGCUGCCCACGGCGGGCGCCUCCACCCCAAGGGCGACGCACGUCUGGUUGUGGACGGCCUGGGCUCCAGGGCGGCCUGGCGAGGAGCAGGCCGAGGUCUGUUCGGGCUGGGCCGCAGCAGCGCCAAGACAAACGACUUUCCGAUGUGCCAGCGGCCGCUGUUCUGCACGGAGGCCGAGGCACGCGAAGGCGUCUCGUCGCUGGACCCGGAGCGGUCGCGCGAUUCGGCCCUCGCGUGCGCCGAGAGCAGCAGCACGAGCGGCUGCAGCUCGAGCCACGAGCCGUCGCCCAUGGACGGCGCGCGCGCCCCGGCUCCCGGCUACUCGGGCCGCUUCUCGCAGGCCUCGCUGGAGGACGUGGUGUUGCACCUGUGCUCCGAGGCGUCGCACGACUCUGCCGGCGUGUCGGACGACGAGGACGACGCGGGCCGCUCGCUGGGCGGCGCCUCGCUCCGGAGCCUGGCGGCGACGGGCGGCGCCGGCCGUCUGCCCCAGCGAUCGCCCCGGCUUCUGUCUCGGGGCCGCCCGGCCGUGUCCGCGUCGCUGCCCGAAAUCAGCAGCGGCGGGGCCUCGACUACCCCAAAGUGGAUGGGCUCCUGCUCCGUGGGGCCCGCCGCUCACAUCUGACGUGGCGUCCGGAGCGGUCGUUCCUAGCCUGCUCCCGCCCGUCGCCGCCGCUGCUGCUGCACGUGCGCGUCGAGCACGGAUUCUGCGCUCUACGACCAGCGCCGAGUCUGUUCCUAAAAAGUAAAAAAAAAAAGGAAACGUAAAAAUAAAAAAUAACAUUCAGGUUGACGUCCACUCGCAGAAAAGUUGGGAACGACCACUCGACAACACCUACAGAUGUUACACGCUCUCUCAGGGGGACCCGUGCAUUGUGCAAAGCCACCGCAGGAUUAGCGAGUUAAUGAAACCGUCAGUGAUUGUACCUGAAGUUUAUUUAAGCCACAACACCAAAGGAGGCCUUUCAGAAGUAUCGUAUUAUUUUUGUUAAACCAAAGUUAGCUUAGUAAGUCGCGCGCCCUUCCCUGGGUGGCUCUGCACUGUCCACGGCUCCUGAUCCGCACCGCCCUCAAGCAGAGCUCAGGUGACUCAAGUCAGGAACAAAAUGUCGCGGUGCGCCUUGCCGCGACAAGGCGCAAUACUACCUACUGUACAACGACCCAGUGACGGCUCUCGGCUCCACCUAGAGCAGGCGACGCCUCCGCUCCGCCGCGGUUCCCUCUCGCGGCACGCGCGGGGGAGGCCACGGCAGCGUUCGCACCGACGCUGCGAUCGCGGAAUUUUGAGUUAAAGUUUAACAACAAAGAAAAACCCGAAAUGUUUCGCCGGUCGGGCCCCCUGCCCACGGCCCCCCACCCAACCCGACCGUCGUUUGCUAAGCGAGGAUGUCGACGUUGGGUCGCCGUGCAGCGGCCGCCGCGUCGAUGGAACCCCUCCGGCCUCCUGCACGUGCCGUGGUGGGAGCGAGACAAUUGAGACGGAGGAUGGAGCCUCCUCGGGGUGGGAGCCACGCGACCCCACUGCUAUUGAAAUCUACCUCACGAUGCCAUGGCUGCGGUGCUGCUCCUACUGUUUAGGGUCGGAAAUUCUAGAAGCCAUUGCGUCCCGUAUGCAAUAGAGUGUUUUAUGUAGACUUUGUUCACAAACGCAGCCGUUUAAAAAAAAAAAAGUGUUUUCAUGCAGUAAGGCUGGCGGUUAAUGUUGUUUGGUAACGUAAUAAUAAUUUGUGUGCUUAUGGAGGGAGAAGACGCGACGCUCGCGUUGACGGUGACAGAUGCCAAAACCCAACACGCGAUUGUUGCCGAGAGCUUUUCCAAAACUUCCAAAAUGUAACAAAAAGAACAUCGAGAAUCUGCCAAAAAAAUUACCCCAAACCAAAUAAUUAAUAAUUGUAUGAGUUUUCGGCUACACCGCGUGCGUGUUAUCUCUAUGUGUGUGUUUUUAUCGCGUUGCUCAGCGGCCCUCUUGGGGUGAGGAGAGGUGAGGCUGCAGGGGAAGUGGAACCCCGGAGGUCGCCACCACCACUCGCCGGCCGACUCGCCAAACGCUCCGUCCGUUCAGAGCGUUGAUAUCUCACCAUGGCUUGGGUUACUGGAGAUUAUUUUAGUUUUGCCCCUUUUGUUGUCGUUGUUGUUGUUGUCUAGAAUGACGUGAGAAGAAUACGAGAUGUCGGAAUAGCGGUUACCAAACAUCCCCCCCCCCCCGCCGCCCAGUUUUCUCAGCCCCCCCCCCCCCCCACGAGUAGAAAGUUGAAUGUCUCCCACGACGCACGUGUGAGCUGGCGCGCACACGUGCGUCGACGUCGUUUUAAAGAUCUGUCAAGUGGGAGCUGUUGCAAGCUGGACUGCACAGGGGGGCCCCAUUGAAGGGUUGGGUUUUGGGAACUCUCGUCCCAGAAUCGAAUUAACCAAAGGCCCCCCCCCCCCCUUGACGCCCAACAAACCCAGGUGAGUCAUUAGACUCCGAGCUACUACCUCUUGUUUUUGCUUAGAAAGAUCCCCUUUUUGUUAGUUUAGAGUUACUAAAGUAUGAGUUGUAGAUGUUUUACAAAGAAUCCAUGCUGUUGCUACUGUUGCUGUAUGGUGUUUCGACAGGGUAAUGUCCUUUUAACUACUACUGUGUUCUUCCGUCUGUGCGUUUAGAGUCACUGUGGCGAGUCUGCGUGUGGUAGUGUAGUCCAGAUGUAGUGUUAACUCCAGAUUCCCUCAGCCAUUUCUAACUUAACAACGUUCUACCUGACAAGAAACCAAAGAUUUUAUUUAAAUACCAAAAAGUAAGCUUUAAGAAGAUUCGCUCGGACAUUUGAAGUGUUGUAUUGUAAAGUUUUCACACAAAAAUAUACCAGGCGUUUUCUUUUUAUUCUGUUUAGGCCUGUCGUAUUUAAGGAAGAACUAUUGGCUUAAUUUAGCCCCUCAAAAAUGUAUUACACAGCUUUAUUUUCGACAAAAAAAACAAUCGCGUUGAUGUCCUUUGUAAUGACGACGGUGUUUUUUGUUAACAGGACCAAGGUUAUGAUGUUGCUACCUACAAACAAUGAAACACUUAACAUAUUUGCCAAAGAUAGUUUGCGUUGUUUUGGCAAGGUCAUGAACAAAUACCUCAAGUUCCAAAUGCUCAAAACAGCAUUGCGAAUCGAAUUGUUAAACGUGUGACGUCUGUGAGCUUUAUUUCGCGUUUCGCGUUGUUGUUUUUUUACGCUUAUAUAUUUCUUAAAGUGUGUGGACACUGUUGUUACCGAGACCCAGGACCGAGGACCUGUACAUAAUAUAAGCGUUGUCUAUUGCCAGUUGCUACGUCUAUUGCGUGCGGCGAUGAUUCUCCCCCCCACUGCCAGACCUUUCGUAAUGAAGGCCUCUGCCAUGACGGCAAACUGUUGAAGAAUUGUGCUUUCGAUGUUAUGGGCCACAUAUCACACCAAUGUUGGUUGGACAUGAGUGGCCAUGGCGUUCCCUCCCAAUGGCUCUUCCCCCAAGCUCUUGCUGCCCUGCUCAAUUCGAGAAAUGUUUGCCCUUAUCUUUUAUAACUUUGAUUGCGCUAUUUGAUGCUGAACAUUUGAUGUUUUGGACCUUUGGGCCUGUGCUCAGCAGUUGUGGCAUAGUCAACAUUUGAAAUGUAAUAGUGGUGAUUUGGCUAUAUACACAUUAAUUAUCUGGCAUUAGCGAUGCCUACUGUGUUCUGCACACAAUGCUGUCACGUGAAAUUCCUUCAUCAGUGAAAAUUCCUUUGCCCUGCAUUGUCUAAUCGCAAGGUGGGUAACCAUUACGAUCUGAAGUCUCAACUCAAGUAAUGGCUCGCCCAUUUGAAGCCCAGACCCAUUGCGUUUAAGCAAAGCCGCUGUAAAGCUGCUGUCAUGGAUGCUUUUGUGCACCGCUUCAAAACAAUUAUCAUCAUUCUGAGAGGUCUCGUAUGCAGGGGGUGUUUCGAGGAGGAAGAGGGCUCUAGUGGAGAGCGGCGGUGAUCGUUGACCUCCGCCUCACGGUUCUGUUCCUCGUUGGCUCCUAGCUCCAGUUGAUUGAAAAUGCCACAGUCUGCCAGGGGUGUUUCGGUGUCGAGUAAGGCGUGCAGGUGGUUUCAGUCGCUCACUGGAAUGCGAAAGCAAGGCGUGAUCACGUUGUCUUUGGCUGGUUGCGUGGGCUUGCACGGUGCGCUCGCCCCGCGCAUGGAGCCACUGCCGCGUUGCAUUCCGAUCACCCCACCAAGUCUCCGCCCGCGCACGUUGCUCGACACCUGGGCACCUUCUCGAACUGGAGCCAUGAGCGGGGGGCCACCGUUGCCUUCGCUGGCAGCGCGAUCCCGGCCACCGCAGACCGCGCUGCCACCGUGCCGAAAAAGUGUUUAUCCCCCGCGUGCUCGUCGCCGUUGAUCCGAAAUGUAGGCGCGUUGAAGGCUCCUACAAAAAACACACAAAGGGUGGUUAAAACGUUUUCACAGUGAGAAGUUUUUAGUUGGUAAAAAUGUUGAACCGAUGAGAUGUUAGAUUUUAUUUUGAUGCGCCCCCCCCCCCCCUCCACGUCACCAUGUACCAUACGUAAUAGAACAAGUGCGUUGAUCUUCGGGGUGACCGUAUCGCGAAAUAGUUGUGCGUGGAUGUGUUUACUCGUAAUGUUCCAUUCCGGAAACAUUUUGACCGCCCCUCGUUAAUAUUGUCAUCGAAGUGCAAUCGCAAUGCACCAACGGAGCGUAUGUGUCGUGUAUCCGAGUACGUAGUUUUGGAGUUUUUGGCCCAGUGGUAUCGUGAAUGCUGUAACAACACCCACGUGACUUCGUGGCUGCCCAAUUGGGCCCCAUCAACAACCGAUGUCAUUUGUGUUCAAGGCUUAUUUUUGGAGGCAGGGGGAGGCUUACAACCAAGAUGAGCUUAUCCCUCUGGUUCGAAUCGAGUAUGGACGGAAUUAUGCUGAGCGAAAAGCCAAUUAUUGCUGCACCAAAGGAGCUGCAAGGGCUGUUGGACAAAAUUUAUAUUUUCAACAUCCAGUGGUGGACUUUGGAGUAAAUGGAAUGGUAGGAUAAUAAUAAAUUAUGCCAUAUGAUAUCAUACAGAGGCCUGUGUCAAACCCUUCAAGCGUGCAUCAUUCAGUGGGCAAACUGAACAGCAUAAAUUAUGAUAUUGCUACUUUGUUUACGUUUGUAAAAAAAAUGAAUCUGGUUCACUGAAAAAUACAGCACGACAUUUCAACCAACAUGAGGCCCGCAUGGGAAAACAGAGGAGUUUCAACCUUGUAAGGGCUCCUCAGUUCGCUGUAGCAGCCACAGACUGAUUCUGCAUAUAAACAUAUGCCCAUAGUAUUACAGGCAAGGGCAUUGUUUAUGUAUGUAUGUAUGUUAAACUACUUUCGCACCGUACAUAGCCAACCGUGAUAAUCGGACGUGCGGGGAAAGGACAACAAACAAGAAGCCACAUUUUAGAUGUUAACAUUCUCCACCUGCAAAGUCUACCACUGCCAGCAUGUUGCGCAAGACAGGCUGUCGCAGAAGCUGCUGCUGCUGCAGGGUUUUGCAUGGCACAGCGUGCUCUGUCCUGGGUCUGCCUGGCCGUGUGCGGGCCCUGCCUGAGCCCAGUCGUUCGCCUGCUUGGGCGGGUUUGUUCUCAGGGUUUGAGCUCAAGCACUGGCCUUCACACGGCAUCAGGCUUCCAAAGAAUGAAUGUAUUCCUCUUUCUCUUUUUUUUAAGUUGUACUGUUGCUACAACAUUGAUGGGUCAGUAUUUUACAGGAUGUUAAAAUUGUAUUUGUAUGAUGAACAAUGUCUGGUUAGUACCUGCUCUUUUAACAGUUUGUACAACACUGAGCUAAAUGUCAAGUUUUUAAGAAAAUAAAAGUAGAUGUUCUUAUAUCGUUA
Molecule: messenger RNA, 9144 nt
Organism: Petromyzon marinus (sea lamprey)
Lineage: Eukaryota; Metazoa; Chordata; Hyperoartia; Petromyzontiformes; Petromyzontidae
Gene: PRTG
Product: protogenin
Biological process (GO): cell-cell adhesion
Molecular function (GO): protein binding
Source: RefSeq, a predicted model, not a curated record